Molecule: messenger RNA, 1878 nt
Organism: Spodoptera litura
Lineage: Eukaryota; Metazoa; Arthropoda; Insecta; Lepidoptera; Noctuidae
Source: RefSeq, a predicted model, not a curated record
CAUUGCCUCACAGACCGCACAGCGGGGCCUACCUACCCCCCAGCCUAAACCAAAAACAUAUUAAACAUUUGUGAAAGUUCUGGAAGUUCGACUGUAGCGAAAAUGAAGACGUUUUCAGCUGUAUUAUUAUGUAUCGGCACACUUUCCCUGGCGGCUGCAGCUCCAGUGAACCGCGACAACUCCCCUAUCGAGUAUGAAUACGACUACGACCACGCGGCCCAACAGGCACAACAAGCCCCACAGGCCCAGGAGCCCCAGGAGUCAGCCAGCCACUACGACGCCUAUAUCCAGGACGUUAAGGCUGCAGCUAGCGGCGGCAGUGGCGGCAAGAAAGGCUUCAGUCAGGGCAGUGGUCUCAGGACCAUCGCCGUAGGCUCCGCCAACCAAGCUAAGACUGCUCUCGGAAACCAAGCUGCUGCUGGUUACCAAGCUGCUUACGUAGCCAAGAAUACUCUCGCCCAGUCUGCUGCUCAAGCUAGUGCCACAGCCCAGGCCGCUCUCGCCGGUAAACAGGUCAUCCUCGCAGGUUUGGAACAGCAAGUCAGAGACGCCAAGGUUGGACUCCAGGGUGAAGAGAUGCAGCUGCAACAAGCUAAGAGAGCCGCCCAGGCUGCUGCCAACGCCGCCCAGCAAGCUAUGCACCAGGUGAACGUUAUCCAAGCUGCCUUGAACGCUGCCCAAGCUACAUCAGAGAACGCCAAUGAAGCAGCAUCUCAAGCUGCUGGUGAGCUCGGUGCCCAGACCGCCAUGGUGGGAGCUGCCAGACAGAGGCUGCAUACUCUGCAGGAUCAGCUUCAUGGAGUCAGGAUCGACUUCGAGGCUACACAGGCGGCGGCGAGAAAGGCUCAGGCGGCAGCUCAACAGGCUCAAGCUAACGCUGCUGCCGCUGCAGCGAAGGCAGCUGCGGCUGGACUUGGAGGCCAGCACAAGGAUUCGUCUCACGAAGGUACGGCGCCCGAGCAGUACCAGGCUGCUCCUCAGAGCCAGGAACAGGACGCUCACGAAUACUAUCAGCUACAGUCGGACUACCACCACUAGUAACAAUAAGGUUUUAGGUGUCUGAGUUUUGAGAUUUGAAGGAGUUUUUUGGUUUGUUUGUUUUUGUUCCUAUUUCUAUCCUUGUUUCUCCCCUAUGUCUUUGUUUUCCUUUUACGCUAUCCUCAUUUGUCUUCCGUCUUCUUCUGUCAUAUUCAUGGUAUUUUUUUACCAAUAUGGUUUUGUUUUUCCUAUAAGUUUCUUAAACUCUUUUUCAUUAUCUACUAUCAAAAUCAUUUUCCUCAUCCUUGUUUCUGUUCAUGUUUCUUCUUCCCUCCUUUUACAUAUUGUCCUUUCUUACAAAAAAUCAACAAAGUAAAAAAGUUUGAGAAUCUCAGAACGUUAGUUAUAGUUAAUAUUAGGAUAGGGUACUUUAGCAUUAAAAUAUUUAUUUCACACAUUGCAUCCUAUUCUAAUGUUAGCUUACAAGUAGUCAGAGUGAUAUCUACUACGAUGUAAAUAAAAUGUUUUAUCUUUAUAGUUAGGAAUGCUUCAACAUCGAGUUAUGUGAUAUCUGUUAUGUUUUCCAUUUUUAUACUUUUUUAUACUUAUAUGGUCCCAAGUGGUUCCUAUUUUGUUUGUGUAACUAUUAAGUUAUACUAACCGCAAAAAUAUUUUGAGGUGAUGCCCAAAAUGGCAAACGAAAUCCUGUAACUUGACAACGCAACCAAGCAGCGAUUAAAGCCAAGUUUGCUGUGUAGUUACUGCAACAUGUUGCAUGACGCAUGCUUGUUGCGUUGCGAGUUACGUAACAGUUCCCUUUGAUACUAACAUCAUAAUUAAGUGCGAUGUCUCAAAGCCAUAGUGUCGACAGAAAGUGUGAAAAAAUAAAAUAUUGUUUUU